AUGCCCAGGUCGGCGAUCAAGAUCGGCGUGAUUACUAACCUUGCCGGUUCUCAGGAUGAGAUCAUGGCAGAUUCAGCGGUCAACCAAGUCUACAUAGGAUACCGCAGAUUGAUGCAAGAUGACUAUGUCGCAGGGGUCCUGAGAUCUGGCAUAAUGAUCCGACUCAAAGAUUCCGCACGAUCGGAAUCUGCAGUGGUCGGCGAUUAG
Molecule: messenger RNA, 207 nt
Organism: Penicillium brevicompactum
Lineage: Eukaryota; Fungi; Ascomycota; Eurotiomycetes; Eurotiales; Aspergillaceae
Exons: 1
Coding region: 1-207 (68 amino acids)
Source: RefSeq, a predicted model, not a curated record